AUGGUAGCAGCUGCCGUGAAUGGACGGCCAGAGUGCAACAUGGCGGACUGCGAGUCGGAGGUGCACCGCUUGCCAGCCGUGAACCAGGACAGCAGUACGAGAAACGUAGCGGCGACUGUGACAAUGGUGAACAACAAUGCGCGCGUGCCACAGCAUCCGCUGGCUGCUGGGCCAGACAAGGACCCGGUCGGCCAAGGGCCGCGGUGCGUAACGAUCUACAAGACGGAGACGGGCUUCGGGUUCAACGUACGCGGUCAGGUCAGCGAGGGUGGACAACUGCGAAGCAUCAACGGCCAGUUGUACGCACCGCUGCAGCACGUCAGCGCGGUGCUCCCGCGAGGUGCUGCCGAGAAGGCCGGCGUCCGCAAGGGCGAUCGUAUCCUAGAAGUGAACAACGUCAAUGUCGAAGGCGCCACUCACAAGCAGGUGGUGGAUCUGAUCAAAUCAGGCGGCGAUGUUCUCACCCUGACCGUCAUUUCCGUGACGCCGCAGGAAGCGGAGAGAUUGGAGCCCUGCGAAGAUCUGAGCUACGCAUCGGUAGAUUACAGCGAGAAGCGAUCUCUGCCCAUCAGCGUCCCGGAUUAUCACGUCCGCGAGAGGAAGCACGAGCGUUAUGUAGUCUUCAACGUCCACAUGGCUGGCAGGCACUUGUGCUCGCGCCGAUAUCGGGAAUUCGCGGCGUUGCAUAUGGCAUUGAAGAAGGAGUUCAUAGGAUUCAAUUUCCCGAAAUUACCGGGAAAAUGGCCAUUCCAAUUGAGUGAGCAACAGCUUGACGCAAGAAGACGCGGUCUGGAGCAAUAUUUGGAGAAAGUCUGCGCAGUACGCGUAAUAGCAGAAAGCGAUGCCAUGCAAGAAUUUUUGACAGAUCGACUGGAGGAGGAUGGCGAUCAAGGUCCAGCAGUUGAUCUCAAAGUUCUAUUACCUGAUCGCGAAGUCGUAACCGUGACUGUUCCCAAGGCAGCAUCCGUGAAAGACGUCUACGAUGCAGUUUGUUGUCGAGUAGGUUUAGAUGCAGAAACCGCGAAGUACUUUUACCUGUUCGAGAUUGUCGAGUACAAUUUCGAGAGAAAGUUGCAACCUCACGAACACCCGCAUACUUUGUAUAUUCAAAAUUAUUCGACUGCCAGCGCAACGUGUUUGGCAAUAAGGAGGUGGCUUUUCAAUGUAAAUAGGCCUCUGAACGAGCAGGCAUUGACUUGGGUAUUUUGGCAGACGAUCGACGAAGUGAACAGGGGUCAUAUAACUGCGGGAGAAAGGCUGUAUCAAUUGAAAGCUCUACAGGAUGCAUCGAGAAAACACGAGUAUCUGAAAUUAGCGAGAGAACUCAGUGGGUACGGCGACAUUGUGUUUCCACAUUGCGCGUGCGACUCAAGAAAAGAGGGCCACGUGAUACCAGCAGUGGGCAUGGCAACUUUCAAGUUGCACGCCGCGAAGGAGGACGGUACCCUGGAGUCACAGGUGGUCGAGUUUCAAUGGAGCAACAUCACCCGGUGGGAAGUGGACGAAGAUGGAAUGGCAUUCUGCUUCCAAUACAUGCGCCAGGAUAAUCGUCCACCCCGUUGGCUCAAGGUCUUCACCCCUUACUAUACGUUCCUCUCGGAUUGUUUCGACCGAAUAGCCGAAGAAGCAAAAUGGGACGAUCCAGGGGAAUGACGUAACGUACAACGCUAAGAGGUAUCCUGUGUAUAACGUUGAGGAUCCUUUUACGGGAUAUCUCGUACUCGUCUCUCCGUAGUCGAAAUCUUUUCUUACUAGAAUUAGGGCAAUCUUUAGAAACGGUUAACGUAGUACCUUUAGCAUAUCAAAUUUUCCAUCUGUUAGCUUUGCCGAACAUUUCCAGCAUUAUGCACCGAUAGAGGGUUUGUCCACCAUCAUCAUCGGAAAAGCCAAACGCGAAUGUGGAUACAUAUACAUUUUGGUGGACCAAUGCUGUUACCAGAGAAACAAAAUUAGAUGAAUUACUGCGACGUGCUCGCAAGUAAUCUCGAUCGAGACCGGAACGUGAUAAAUAAAUUUAAACUCAGAUAUUUAUUAUUGAUGCCACGCUCGUCCACAAUCUAGUGAAGGAAUCUCGACGUAAACCGGUAUUCAUAGUUUGUUAUUAUUUCAAGAACGUGUUAAGUAAUGUCUUAAAAUGCUAAUAAGGUCCUCUUAUUAAUUCGUUACAUCUUAAGACUACACUUAAGACAGUCUUAAAUAUAAAAAUUAUCUAUGAAUACAUAGCUUGAAUUUAGUGCGCAAGAAAAUCAACCUGGUUUUGUGCAUCGAUAUAGCUGGGACUUUUGUUUCGUCGAUGAAACACGUGCCGUUUUUUUUUUCUUUAUUACAAUGAACAAAAUCGCGCACGCGAUGAUAUAUAAGAGAAUUACGUUAGUGUACAGAUACGUAGACUAUUACUACGGGGAUAUGAUCGUGUCCGCCUAGAGAAACCUAUCCUUGUGGCCUAUGAAUUAUUAUGUAUACAGCACGCAACUCAUUUUCUAACAAGAAAAUCGAUCGUCUUACGUAAAACGUUCCUCCUUGUUCGCCUAACAGACUCGAAACUCUCUUUCAUUGGAUCUACGUAUCGAUCAUGCGUUUAAAUAAAAUAACUGAAAUAAUACCCUGUGCAUUUUCUAAUGUGCAAUAUUUUAUAAAUCAAUGAUAAUCUGUCAAUUCGUUACGCAGGAUAUUUUAAAACGAGAGACGCCGCUUUCGCACAUUUAUAAAAAAAAUCUCAAUAGUAUCGACAGCGCGUCCAAUUUAUCGCUGUAGUAGGUUUCAUCGUUUGCAAUGAAAAAUUUGUAUAAUGAGAAGUACCAGAGAUCUGGGACGUCUAAGAAAACAGAAGAAGUAGAUACAUAUCAUAUCCAUUGACAGUUUUAUUAUAAGCAAACCCGAAUACUUGUUUCCUUUCUUCUUUUAAACUAUCCUGUGUAACAAACGAAUUCCUAAUACACGCGUGGCUACGGCAGGUACCACGUGUCCCGUAAUCGAUAUGUAAAUGUAUCGAUCAGUCCUCUACACAUUUUGUUAAUUCAUUAGUAUGUAUAGCGUAUUAGAGUUAAUAAGGAAUAGAACAAACUGUACAUAUUAACGUUAAAAAUAUAUACUUUUUGAGAAGAAACUCAGUUGUG
Molecule: messenger RNA, 3116 nt
Organism: Cyphomyrmex costatus
Lineage: Eukaryota; Metazoa; Arthropoda; Insecta; Hymenoptera; Formicidae
Gene: Snx27
Product: sorting nexin 27
Exons: 7
Coding region: 1-1653 (550 amino acids)
Biological process (GO): intracellular protein transport; endocytic recycling; signal transduction
Cellular component (GO): early endosome
Molecular function (GO): protein binding; phosphatidylinositol-3-phosphate binding
Source: RefSeq, a predicted model, not a curated record